AAUGACAAGAAGAGUGAGCUCUGUGUCGAUGACCAUGAAAAUGAAGAGGAAUCUAUCGACGGGAUCCCCGAACGAAGCAGCCCUCCAAAGCUAACUGCAUUGGAGAAAGGGAAGCAGAAAUUGACUCCUUCUCCAAAUGGGAAAGACGAGGACAUGGACGCUCACCUCAAAGUGACCAAGUGUCUGAGGUUUUUUAACAAGCAGUAUCUUCUCUGUGUCCAGGCCAAGUUGAGCAGGCCUGAUUUGAAGGGAAUAACUGAGAUGAUACAAUCCAAGGCAAUAUUGUACCCAAGAAAAAGGAUAGGUGACCUUCCAGGUAUUGCCGUUGGACAUCGUUUUUUCUCAAGAGCUGAAAUGUGUGCUGUAGGCUUCCAUAACCAUUGGCUAAAUGGUAUCGAUUAUAUGGGACUUGAAUACAAAAAAGAGUAUAGCAAGUAUGAUUUUCCACUUGCUGUUUCUAUCGUUUUGUCGGGCCAGUAUGAGGAUGAUCUAGACAAUGCAGAUACUGUGACUUACACUGGUCAGGGAGGGCAUAAUUUAACUGGUAAUAAACGACAGAUUAAGGAUCAACUGCUACUACGAGGAAAUCUGGCCUUAAAGGUCUGUUUUAUUUCUGCUUCUUACCACGUGCCUGUCAGAGUAACUCGUGGUCAUGAUUGCAUAAGUAGCUAUACCAAAAGAGUAUACACGUAUGAUGGAUUAUAUGAGGUUGUAAAGUACUGGGCACAAAAGGGCGUUUCAGGAUUUACAGUGUAUAAGUACCAACUGAAAAGACUGGAGGGCCAACCAGAACUAACUACUGAUCAGGUUAACUUUGUUUGUGGACGCAUACCAAAGUCUACUUCAGAAAUUGAGGGCUUGGUAUGUGAGGACAUCUCUAAAGGGCUAGAAUUUAAGCGCAUUCCAGCCACUAAUCGCGUUGAUGAUUCACCAGUUUCACCAUCAGGUUUCACAUACAUCAAAUCUUUGAUGAUUGAGCCCAAUGUCAAAAUUCCUAAGAGUUCGACUGGGUGUAAUUGCCAAGGC
Messenger RNA from Capsella rubella, 1026 nucleotides. Its product is annotated as histone-lysine N-methyltransferase, H3 lysine-9 specific SUVH4-like. The record is from RefSeq and is a predicted model, not a curated record. Lineage: Eukaryota; Viridiplantae; Streptophyta; Magnoliopsida; Brassicales; Brassicaceae. The transcript has 10 exons. The annotation marks the transcript as partial.